Messenger RNA from Aspergillus puulaauensis, 1800 nucleotides. RefSeq names its product putative 3-hydroxyacyl-CoA dehydrogenase. Gene Ontology annotation, biological process: fatty acid metabolic process. The transcript has 3 exons. The record is from RefSeq and is a predicted model, not a curated record. The coding region runs from base 1 to 1800 and encodes 599 amino acids. NCBI's taxonomy places the organism in Eukaryota, Fungi, Ascomycota, Eurotiomycetes, Eurotiales, Aspergillaceae. Gene Ontology annotation, molecular function: oxidoreductase activity, acting on the CH-OH group of donors, NAD or NADP as acceptor; NAD+ binding.
AUGCAUCCAACCUGGUCACCACCAAACGACUACCAAAACCGCCCAGUCGCGGUUUUAGGUGCCGGAGUCCUUGGAAGAAGAAUCGGCUGCAUCUGGGCAUCCGCCGGCUACAACGUCCACCUGCGCGACCCCAGCCCCGAGCAGCUUACCGCUGGCAUCACCUACAUCGACCAAGAAGUCUCAGCCUACGCGAGCAAGACCGGCCGGUCACCAGGCAAAGCGCAGCCUUUCACAUCUCUCGAAGAUGCCGUCGAGACAGCCUGGCUGGUGAUCGAGGCCGUGCCCGAGAAACUCCCGCUCAAGAUUUCGACCUUUGCUGAGCUAUCGGUCUGCGCGCCGGCGGACUGCAUUCUUGCUUCUAAUUCCUCAUCGUAUAAGUCGUCGGAGAUGCUGCAUAAAGUCCCUGAGGAAGUGAAGCCGCGGAUCUUGAAUAUGCACUACUAUAUGCCGCCGAAGUGCAUGAUCGUUGAACUGAUGACGGACGGGUUCACCAGCGAGGAUAUUUUCCCGUUUAUGGUUGAGAGGUGUCGUGAGGGUGCAACAUCGCCGUAUGUUGCAAGGAAGGAAUCGACGGGAUUCAUCUUCAAUCGUCUUUGGGCGGCCGUGAAGCGCGAAGUGCUAACCAUCCUGUCCGAGGGGGUAUCUGUACCCGAAGAGAUUGACGCCAUGUGGGAAACCAUGUUUAUUGAGGGGCGUAGCAUGCCCUGUAAGAUGAUGGACCAGGUCGGUCUCGACACCGUCGCCUUCAUUGAACAACACUACGUUCACGAACGCGGCCUGUCCUCCGAAAAGACAGUCGACUACCUAACAAAAGAUUACAUCGACCAGGGCAAACUGGGAAAUAAAUCCACCAAAGGCGGAUUAUACCCUCCAACCCAACCAGAAACCAACGAGCACCGUAUUCUAGCCUUAGAUGUCGGACUUGCCGCACCAACAGCCACCACAUCUGCCGGAACCCCAGUUGGCCAGAUCCUCUCUUUCACGCCAGAUGGAAAACAACAUUCUGUACUAGUUGAUCAGCAGCUUCUCCCAGAUGGAAUCGCGGUGGAUCACGCCACAAACCGCGUUUUCUGGACAAACAUGGGUAUUCCGGGACGAUUAGAUGGGUCAGUCUGCUCUGCCUCGCUGGAUGGGAGCGACAUACGUACAAUUGUCAAGCCCGGUACGAUAAACACGCCAAAGCAACUCACCAUCGACAGAGAAGGCCGCAAAUUGUACUUUUCUGACCGAGAGGGGUGCGCGGUGUAUCGGUGCAGCCUUGACGGGUCAGAGCUCGAGAGUAUAGUCUCACGACCACAAGGGACGGACGGCCCAUCGGAUGUGCAGGACUGGUGCGUUGGUAUUGCCGUCUCAAGACAGUAUAACAGAUUCUACUGGACGCAAAAGGGGGCACCGAAGAGCGGGAAGGGCAGGAUCUUCAGCGCGCCUAUCGAUGCGCCGCCUGGGGUCCUGGAGAAGGAGAGUUAUGAUAGCGAACUGUGUAUCUUGAGCGGACUCCCUGAGCCGAUUGAUCUGGAGGUUGAUGAAGAAAGGCGCGAGUUGUACUGGACGGACCGGGGAGAGCUGCCUUUGGGCAACGCGCUGUACCGAGUCAAGCUGAACGACGAAGGUAGGCCAGCUGGAAAGCCUGAUAUUGUCACCCGCGGCCUUCAUGAGGCGAUCGGAUUGAGUAUUGAGAAGUCUGGCGAUAUUGUUUUAACGGAUUUGGGUGGGGGUAUCUAUCGCUGUGAUCGGAAUGGGAAGAAAGAGGUUUUGUACAGCGAGGAUGGACGGGCUUUUACUGGAGUUCUGAGCAUUUAA